AUGCAAGCCGCACUCGAACCUUUCCAUGAGGCAUAUGCCACAGGGUUGGCGCAACCCGUCGCAGACUUUCUCAGCCCAGUUGCGCCUGCGCAUGAUCCUGGGCGGCUGUAUGAAUUCUACCGCGCAUCCAACGGAGAUAAGAUUGAGGGCGAUGUUCGCUAUGCGCUCAAACACAACAAGAGCGCGCGCAUGACCAACAAAGAGAGCGGUGCUUGGGUUGAUAUCAUUGCUGCUUAUUGGCGCGCUGUGAGGGAGAUUAUAAGGGCGGACGAGGCUGCAAAUCAGGACAAGCUCAACGAGCGCCAAUUCGUGGCAGUGUAUGAUGCUUGGAAAGAGUUGACCAGCUAUUUUAUCAAGCACAUAUCGGCUGGGCUACUGCCAGCGUGGGCCAUCUUUACGCUGUAUUUCACUGCGAAUCAUCUUAGGAAGAUAGCUAUCAGAGCAGACGAACAGUUGGCCAAGUCGAGAUCAGCAACUUCCAGCACGGAGUUUUCAGACGACAUCGUGAGCACUGCCCCUCAGAACCCAAAGCUUGAAGAGGCUGCUCGAGUAUUCAACAGGAUCUUUGCGCUAUGCCUUGGUGACAGAAACCCAGACAUGUCCGAGUCCCGUAAAUGGGGUGUGUACUGCAUAGCCAAUCUCCAGUUCAAGACAUACUUCAAGUUGAAAGCCAUCAGUCUCUCCAAGAACGUAGUGCGAUCGAUCGAAGCGCAGUCCGACCUACCUACAUUCGAGUUAUACCCACGCGCCCAUAGGGUGACAUACAAGUACUAUGUUGGAGUGCUCUCAUUCCUGCAGGAGGACUAUGCCAAGGCAGAGAGUAGCUUGCAGCAAGCAUGGGAGUCCUGCCAUUCGCGGUCGCAACACAACAAAUCCCUGAUCCUCACGUACUUGAUUCCUUGUCGUCUCAUCACCCAGCACAAGAUUCCGACGACGAGCCUUCUCGCAGAAGCCCCACAUCUACAGCGCACCUUCGGGCCUCUCGUAUCGUGUAUAAAACGCGGAGAUCUUACGGGCUUCGACAGGGCUCUUGCGGAGGGCGAGCCUGAGUUUGUCAAGCAGCGCAUAUUUCUUACCCUAGAACGAAGUCGCGAUAUCGCCUUGCGCAAUCUUCUCCGAAAAGUAUAUCUUGCCGCCGGCUUUGACGAUCUCAAGGAAGGACAAACGGAGAAGGAUAGGAUACGCAAGUCGCGCAUACCACUAGCGCAUUUCGCAGCCGCACUCCGAAUGGGGACUGCAGGCGAAGGCAGCGGCCAAGUCGUGGAGGACGACGAGGUGGAGUGCUUAUUGGCGAACCAAAUCUACAAGGGUCUGAUGAAGGGCUAUAUCUCGCGCGACCAUGGAAUAGUAGUCAUGAACAAGAAGGGAGCAUUCCCCGGGACAGGGGUCUGA
Messenger RNA from Bipolaris zeicola 26-R-13, 1392 nucleotides. RefSeq lists its product as uncharacterized. The record is from RefSeq and is a predicted model, not a curated record. NCBI's taxonomy places the organism in Eukaryota, Fungi, Ascomycota, Dothideomycetes, Pleosporales, Pleosporaceae. Gene Ontology annotation, molecular function: double-stranded DNA binding; RNA binding. The coding region runs from base 1 to 1392 and encodes 463 amino acids. Gene Ontology annotation, biological process: poly(A)+ mRNA export from nucleus; post-transcriptional tethering of RNA polymerase II gene DNA at nuclear periphery; transcription elongation by RNA polymerase II. Gene Ontology annotation, cellular component: transcription export complex 2. The transcript has 6 exons.